This is a messenger RNA of Toxorhynchites rutilus septentrionalis, 4344 nucleotides long. RefSeq names its product dynactin subunit 1 (gene DCTN1-p150). Lineage: Eukaryota; Metazoa; Arthropoda; Insecta; Diptera; Culicidae. The record is from RefSeq and is a predicted model, not a curated record. The coding region runs from base 250 to 4080 and encodes 1276 amino acids. The transcript is spliced from 11 exons.
UCAAGACACCGUGGUCAAAUCGUUGUCAACUUGGAUUGGCUGAAAAAUUACUCAAAUCUAAAGUUUUCACCCGUGAAAACAAUUAGUUCUCUGAGAUUUGUCGAUAUUAUUUUUAUUGUUAUAUGUGUUUUUACAAGGUGAAUUUUUACGGUUAUUAAGAGUUCCUACUAGUGACUGAAACCAAUAGAGGGACAUCGAAGGACUCCUAGGAGGUUUUUUCUCCCUGUUUGCGUUUGCAUAAAAGUGGUGAUGAGCGAAAAGCUUUUGAAAGUUGGACAGCGAAUCGAAGUAUCCGGCAAGGAUGUUCGUGGUUCGAUUGCCUAUAUUGGGAUGACAUCAUUUGCUGUCGGCAAAUGGAUCGGCGUUAUACUUGAUGAACCCAAAGGAAAAAACAAUGGAUCCAUCAAGGGUCAAACUUAUUUUACCUGCGAGGAAAACUAUGGAAUGUUCGUUCGGCCCACCCAGCUAAUAUAUUUAGAUGAUGCAGGCAAUCCAAUUGAAAAUUCCGAUGUGCAAACACCAGAAGAAAAACCACGAUCAAGGCUGAGCAGUGCCAAACGCGUGACUAAAUCGAAUGCCGGAUCAGUUCGUUCGCUAGCGUCGGUCCCAGGUUCAACGUCGUCUUUCGCGGCGAAACCAACGGCUGUGCGCCGUAAGUCACCCGUCAAGCAGCCCCAAUCGAAGCGUGCCUCCAUGUCCAUGACAUUAUCAUCAUCCAGUUCUCGGCUGUCGCUAAAUCGUAGCACCAGUUCUCUGGGAUCGAAGACUCAUUUGGCAUCGCCAGCAAAUGAACGGCCUUCCGCUGGUUCUGGCCAGUCAUCUAUUCCCACGCCGGUUUCGUCAAUACCAACGAUGGUCAAAGCGAGCGAUCGCUACGAAUCGAUCCAAAAAUCUCACAUAAGCCCACCCGAAUCGCUCCAAACCUCCAAGCGCGCUUCGUUCGUUGAGACGGGUUUUGUAGAAACAUUGAAACCCCAAUUCACUCCGGGCCAAUCGCUGACAUCCCCAUCGCCAGCACCAUCCACCGAAGAUCGUAUCCAUCUGUUGCAGUUGCAACAAGAGGUUGAAGAUUUGAGGACACAAAACAAAGAUCUGGUGGAGAAACUAGAGACGCUUAAGAUUCGCCGAGCUGAGGAUAAGGAGCGACUGCGCGAGUUCGACAAGCUGAAAACUCAGUUCGAUCAGCUGGUGGAGUUCAAGAGCAAAAUGAUGGAUGCCCAUUCGCAACUGCAGCGGGACUAUCAGCGAGCCAAGCAGGAUGCAAAAGACGCCAUCGAGGCACGUGAUCUGCACAUCGAAGAGAUGGCUGAGCUAUCGGAGAAUGUGGAACUGAUCACUCUCGAUAAAGAAAUGGCAGAGAUGAAGGCCGACACGUUGGCUAUGGAACUGGAAACCAGCAAGGAGAGGAUCGAGGAGUUGACAUUGGAUCUGGAGAUUUUGAAGACAGAGAUGCAAGACAAACUCGGAAGUGGUGGGCCAAUCGGUGACGGGAGUGUCGGUGGUGUAUCGACCUAUGAGUUUAAACAGUUGGAGCAGCAAAACGCAAGGUUGCGUGAAACUCUGGUUCGUUUGAGGGACUUAUCUGCCCACGAAAAGCAUGAAAUCCAAAAAUUGGAGAAAGAGUUGGAUACGAAAAAAUCGGAAGUUGCUGAAUUGCAGCGUACUAAAGAAAAGCUUUCCACAAAAGUAGAUGAAAUGGAGGUUCAGCUUAACGAUCUGCAAGAACAGGUCAAUGCAGCAUUAGGUGCGGAAGAAAUGAUUGAACAACUAGCUGAAAAGAAAAUGGAACUCGAGGAUAAGGUGAAGGCUCUAGAGGAAGAAGUAGCCGAGCUUGAGGCUCUGGAGGAAGUCCAUGAACAACUGGUAGAAAGCAACCAUGAGCUCGAGAUGGAUAUGCGCGAGGAGUUAGAUAUGGCUCAUGCUGGUAAACGUGAAGCGGUUCGUGAGAAAGAGGCUGCUCUCGAGACCAUUAUUGAUCGCGAUCAAACCAUCCUCAAAUUCCGGGAACUAGUUCAGCGUCUUAAUGACCAGUGUCAAGAGUUACGGGAGAAACUCAAUCAGGAAUCAAAUAAGGUGGUCAAGGACACAAUUUCUGAAACAAUCGACUUCAAACAAAUGUUCGCUGAGUCCAAGGCGUUCACUAGAGCUAUCGAUCUUCAGCUACGUCAGAUUGAAUUGACCCAAGCGAACGAACACGUUAAAUAUCUCAGUGCGUUUAUGCCGGAAGUGUUCAUGGCCCGUGGUGGCGAUCAUGAUGCCAUACUCGUGAUUCUUCUUGUGUCACGCAUCGUUUUCAAAUCCGGCAUCAUAGUCAGCCAGGCUAGAGAACGCUUCUCGGCUGUUCCGCAGAUUGACCGAAACGCAAUUGUUGGUGGUCAUGAAAUUUACCAGUUCCGAUUCCGUUCAAGACUUCUUCACCACGUGCACAAUCUACAGAGUGUAAUGCAUCAGUUCCUAUACGGCCUGACCGCCUGUCAACCAGAUACGCUGCUGAAGAUUGGGUCAUCGCUACCGGAAAUGCAAGCUCAGGAGAAAAUGGUCGAUGAGAUUGUGGAUCUGUUGAAGGCUAAUCAGCUCGAUGAAAAUUCAUCUACCGAUAAUCUCGAAAAGUGUGUAACUUUCUUCAACGCUAUGUACCUGGUGCUGCUGUCCGGGGAAGAUCUACUCAACGAGGCUCAGAUCGUGCGGGAUUGUACAGCCUCAAUUUCAGCGGCAUGCGAUUCAAUCUUAACCGAUGCAAACGUGAUUAAAACAUUGAUCAAGGGCGGUGACGAGACCAGUGAUUCCGGGUUGCUGAUGCAGUACAUCAUCCAGAACGUGGAAUCGGUGAAGCAACAGCUGAAACUGAUCAAACGCCGACUACCCCAGGAUGUCACCAUUACCAAGUGUAAUCUUUCAAUGAACACUUUACAGAACCUGAAGAAAACGACGGAGUCUUUGAACAAGUUCAUGAGUGUGAUGUUCUACAGUGCCAAACAGGUCGCCCAGAUUGUAACCGCUGAUCCCGAAACCGAGGUCUCGAUUCCCCACGACAAACUGUGGGACAUUAUAUCGAAUGCUUGCGAAAAAGUCUACGAGCAGGACGAUCUGGGUCCGUCGCAAAAUAUUCGCUCGGUACUCAGCAAAACUAGCACAGACAUGAGCCAGCUGGCACAAUAUCUGCUGGAUCACGAGUACGAAAUCAUGUCAGGAACAAACCUAAAAACCGAGGAGAAACCGAUGGCACCAAUCAUUCUUCGAGCGCAGGCAGUUAAAAAGCAGCUGGAAGAAACCAAAACCCUUACAGCGACGCUCGAGAAUCGGGAGGCGGAAAUUCGUCAGCUCAAGAUGGCCGCGAAACUCAAGCAAAGCGAACUUUCCGAAAUGCAGAUUCGGAAAGAUUUGGCCGAGAAAAAAUUGUCUGUAUUGCAGCAAGACCAUGAAACGAACACGGCACGGCUGCAAAAGCAAUAUGAUGAAUUAUGCCAGCGACUCAAACAAAAAGAGAAAGAAUUCGAGGAAACCAUGGACCACUUACAAAGCGAUAUCGAUUCACUGGAGAGUGAGAAGAGUAGUCUGCGUGAUAAACUGAAAACGUACAGCUCCAAGAAGGGAGAUUUGAAAACCACAACUGCUCUUGAUAUUUCCGCUAGUUCGCCAUACAUCGCGCAGGAACUAUCACUUCUGAAGAAGGCCUUUAAGGGUGAGCGCGCCGAACGACUGAAGGUACAGGCGAACGAGUACAAGAAGAUCCUUUCCAAUCUGGAACCACUGCACAUUCCCCCGCCCAAGGAUGAACGCAUAGAAGCGUUGGAGAAGGAAAUCACCAAGGUCAAGCACGACUGGAUAAUGUCACUCGUCAAGGGAGCGGAAAUUCCGACCACUAGGACACAACACGGCAACGUCUCCAAGUCCAUCAUCGAUUACGAAAACGAGCAGAGGCGCAACCAGCAACAGAUAAAGUCCAAGGCGGAAAAGCUGGCCUAUGAAGUGAUGAAUGAAUAUCUCAACAGAAAGCCACACCGAGCAACUCAUGGAGAUUUUGCUGUGUUUCCUUCGACCGAACUGGCGAUGGCAUUCAAAGCCAACGUUAAGGUUUAGAGCGAGGUAAGUCAGUAGACUCAGUUUUUGUGUUUUACCGACUACGAACAGAUGAUGACGAUCCAAGCGAUUGUUAUUGUGAGACAUGCUGUACUUAGUUUAAAUAAUAGAAUAAGUACACGUUGUGAUCGUGUUUCUUGAUGACUUCGAAGUCGUUCCAGAAAAAAAGGCUAAGCUAUUUAUUAUUCCCCCUGCAAAUUAAGGUAUCAAAUACUAUAACCAUAUACUCAAUCAUUUAUUAAAAUAUAACACAAAAUAACAUAU